AUUAACCAAUAUCAACCGUAAAAGCGAUCACACAACGUUUCACGGGAGAGAUCAGAGAGAGAGAGAGAAGCUAGCGAAGAAGACUUUGAAAGAAUCGAAGAGAGUGAUCGAUCGAAGAUGGCGAUGGAAGUAGCAACACCGGCUCCGGCACCUAUCCCAUCGGAGAGGAACAUCGUUCUCGCUCCGGUCACAACUGUUGAAUCCCACAAGAAGAACAGGAUCCAGGUCUCCAACACCAAGAAGCCUCUCUUCUUUUACGUUAACCUCGCCAAGAGGUACAUUCAGCAAUACAACGAGGUUGAGCUUUCUGCACUUCGAAUGGCAAUCACCACUGUGGUGACAAUCUCUGAGAUCUUGAAGAACAAUGGCAUGGCUACAGAGAAAAAGGUGCUAACAUCCACUGUGGGAAUGAAAGAUGAGACCAAAGGAAGGAUGGUUCAGAAGGCAAAGAUUGAGAUAGUGUUGGGCAAAUCAGACAAGUUUGACUCAUUGGUGCCACCAGUGACCAACGGCAAGACCCCGGAGGAGGCAGCUAAUGCAGAGACGCAGGCGGAUGAGAAAGCGCAAGAAGUUGCCGCCGCUACUGAGGUCUAAUAUGGAAGCGGUUGUGAGGGACACUACAGAAGAAGGAAAAGAUUUCUUUGUACCCUAUGUUUUGCUGCUUUUGUUUCUUUUGUGACAUAUAUCGAACAUAAUACGCUAGUUAUGAAUGAUAGUAAUUGUUAGUUUAGCAAGAUACAGUAACCUUCACUCUCUGUUUCCGUUUAGCAUUUUGAACAAUAUGGAUAAACAAUAUGUUACUAUGAUUU
This is a messenger RNA of Camelina sativa (false flax), 809 nucleotides long. RefSeq lists its product as uncharacterized. The record is from RefSeq and is a predicted model, not a curated record. NCBI's taxonomy places the organism in Eukaryota, Viridiplantae, Streptophyta, Magnoliopsida, Brassicales, Brassicaceae. Gene Ontology annotation, molecular function: RNA binding. Gene Ontology annotation, cellular component: nucleus.